Molecule: messenger RNA, 1992 nt
Organism: Miscanthus lutarioriparius
Lineage: Eukaryota; Viridiplantae; Streptophyta; Magnoliopsida; Poales; Poaceae
Source: the annotation of a GenBank genome assembly
AUGGCGGCCAAGCGCCGCAAGCGCUCCGUCGCCGAGCUCUUCGCCGCCGUGCCGCUGGUGCCCCGAGGCCGAGACGGCGGCCAGCAGGGGUCUGGGAAGGGGAAGAAGGCUGCCAAGAGGAAGGCGGAGAAGGACAAGGGAAAGCUAGUGCUCGCUGUCAGUGUUAAGACCAAGAAGAAGAAAGAGGUUCCGGCCGGGCCCGGGAUCGAUGUAAGAGAAAAGGUAGCGCAUUGCAUUGCAUCGACCGUCGAUUUGCUUUCCAUUUCUGGUAUUACGAUUUUGUCGGGCACAGUAGAAUGUUUGUAUUCUCCGGCAUGUACAGGAGAAAAACAGCGGGGUAAAGGUCAUGACUCAAUUAGCAUUUCUAGGUCAGUUCAGCAUUCCAUAAAAAAGAGGGAGCCCAAGAAUUGUUCUUCCAAGAAAAAGGAAAAGCAAGAGGUCUCAGUCUUACUGGACAAGAAAGGUAAGAAGGGAAACAGAAAGUCAGUUUCGGAAAGACACAAAAAGGAUAUGACAAACAGUGUUCAAGCUCAAAGCAUUUGUAAGAACCAGUCAAAAGCAGGUUUUAGCACAGUACUGAAUACCACAGAUAUGAGGUGUAAAUCGAAUUCUUCUUGCAAAUCAAAGCAUGUUACCUUUUCUGAUGGCACUGUCAAAUUUAGAAGGACUGCACAUCUACCUGAAGAUAAUACAAAGCAACCACAAUCUGUACAGACAUUCCAGCAACCCACUCAGGAAGGUUGUGAUCACCGCAAUACAGAUGAGCAACAGUUGGUUUAUCAACAAGCAGAAGCUAUAUCAGGGGCUGUUGAGACUACCAGUUCUUUAUCUGAAAAUUUAGUGCCAGUUGGUGUUUGCCGUACAAUCCCACUUACCAAACCAAAAGAUAUCACUAUACUGGGCAAUUCAGUGGAUCUGAACCACUGCAUAGAAACUUCUCAUGGCAGUAACUGUUUGAACUCCACAAGUUUGGCAUGCUUAUCUAGUAAGGUGCCUUGUCAAAGCUUCAAAGGUGUGGACUCUCAUCUGAAUGGUGACAAUAGCUUAAGUCUUGAUGUUGAGUGCCUUGGAGAACAGGACCAUAUGACUUCACAAGCAUCAUUUAAUCCUGUUAAUUUGGCAGCCAAGGCAAUAUCAGGUGAUAGGAGCCCAUUGUCACAGCCUUCCGGUUCUUGUUUAUAUGAUAGGAGCAGAAGCACAUUCCAGGAGAGGGCAGUUGCCUUCGGCAAAGUUAGUUCUGAGCUUCUUAGAUCUGGUAAUAUGGUGAGAAACAUAAGCUCCUCAACAGGAUCAAAUAAACCAGCACAAGCCGCUGAUUGUAUAUCUGCAUGCAGGAACAAUCACAACCGUGAUGACUAUGUCGGCCUUCCUAUUAAUUCACGAGCAGCUGUACGGGCUUUUGUGCCUGGUACCAGUAGUUUCAGAACAAAUGGUCACAAUCAGCAACCUGAACUAGCAACAGCCAAUAAUCGUUAUGUUCAGCCAGUGGACUGGCGCAACGAAAAGCAUGAGGUGGACCAUGAUGGGAUCAAGGCUGAAGGCUUGGAACAUUUGAGGAACUGCAGAAGACCAGCAGAAAAGGACGAUUUGCCCAUGACAUUACCAAAGAAACCUUGCACCGUCGCACAGAAGGGACUACAUAUGUUACGAUUUGCAGAAACGGGUUUGGAGUUCCGUGGAUCCAGACCAGAUGUGCAGCCACAGCCACAGCCUAUCUGUCUGGACGACGAAGAUGAAGCUGAUCUUCGACUUGGAAACACAGAAUCGCAUCCCACGUGGUCGAAAGCUGUCAGCACUCUGAGACCUGUGAAGCUGAAUCCGGGAGCGAAGCAUGUACAGCAGCCAAGUGGCAGCAGCGUGUACCAAGAAAAUCCCUGGCCUGUGCAUUCGGUUACACCACCACUAGCCCCUGGAGAACGAGUCUUCCAAGACGCCAGACGCAGAGAUGUAAAGUUCUUAGUGGUGUUUGUUGUAAGUGAAGCACCUGUAUAA